Messenger RNA from Cottoperca gobio, 6008 nucleotides. RefSeq names its product cyclin-dependent kinase 16-like. NCBI's taxonomy places the organism in Eukaryota, Metazoa, Chordata, Actinopteri, Perciformes, Bovichtidae. The coding region runs from base 379 to 2043 and encodes 554 amino acids. Gene Ontology annotation, biological process: protein phosphorylation. Gene Ontology annotation, cellular component: nucleus; cytoplasm. The transcript has 17 exons. The record is from RefSeq and is a predicted model, not a curated record. Gene Ontology annotation, molecular function: cyclin-dependent protein serine/threonine kinase activity; ATP binding.
CACACCCCUUGCGGUGUUUUCCGGGAUCACGCCACUGCUUCCACUUGGGAUCCACACAGCAGCAGCGAUAUGGCUGAUCAUCACCGGACGGGACGGUGCUCUUUAUAAGCGAAAGUAAAGACAAAUAAUGCAUUAUUACAGGUCAACGAUGCACUCACUCGGGCGACGGGACACUGCAAAACACCGUUUCACCCAGGGAUAAGAUUUACUUGCCGGGUAAUAGGCAAUCUGGUGUGUUUUACAGCAAAGUAGUUGGAGGAACUUGUCGCAGUGGAUUCAUCCCAGCGUGCUGCCUGGAUUACCAUUCACAAGUGGAACAAUAGUCUCCUGCAUCAGAAACACUAGCAGGCCUGUGGGCCCUGGAGGUGCGGUGAGAAGAUGGACAGGAUGAAGAUAAUCAAGCGGAGGUUGUCCAUGUCUCUACGCAGCGCUCGGCCCGUCGACGACUCUCUGUCAGAACUGGCCGAACAGAUGGCCUUGGAUGAGCCAUCCGCAGCCACGGACGAUGGUGAGACAAACACAGAGCCCAUGGUUGUGUGCGCCGUGCACCCUCCCGCCUCACACAGUGCUCCCUCCUUCCUGCGUCAAUAUGCUGGUCAUCUGGGCCGCACCGCCCUGCGCAGAGAGCCGGGUGGGGGGCUGGAGAGAGACAGAGCCUACCUGAGCCUUCACAGGACUGGAUCUCUGGGUAUUGUCCAUGAGAAUGUGAAGAUGGGUUCCGAUGGGGAGAGCGAUCAGGCAUCCGGGACGUCUUCUGAUGAGGUCCAGAGUCCGGUCAGGGUCCGUAUGAGGAACAACCACCAUCGACGCAUCUCUAACGAGGACAUAAACAAACGCCUGUCUCUCCCAGCUGACAUCAGGCUACCGGAGGGCUACUUGGAGAAGUUUGCCAUGAACAGCCCCCCCUUUGACAAACCCAUGAGCCGCAGGCUCCGGCGUGCUUCACUGUCUGAAAUUGGCUUUGGGAAACUCGAGACCUACAUCAAACUGGACAAACUAGGGGAGGGGACCUAUGCUACAGUGUUUAAGGGCCGAAGCAAGUUAACAGACAACUUAGUAGCUCUGAAAGAGAUCCGGCUGGAGCACGAGGAGGGUGCGCCCUGCACAGCUAUCCGGGAAGUGUCUCUACUGAAAGACUUGAAGCACGCCAAUAUUGUCACUCUCCAUGACAUAAUCCACACUGACAAGUGCCUGACACUCGUGUUUGAGUACCUGGAAAAAGAUCUGAAGCAGUACAUGGAUGACUGUGGGAGCAUCAUGAGUGUUCACAAUGUUAAGAUAUUCCUAUUCCAGCUGUUGCGAGGUCUGGCCUACUGCCACAGAAGAAAGGUCCUCCACCGAGACCUCAAACCCCAGAACCUGCUCAUCAAUGAGAAAGGAGAGCUGAAACUGGCCGACUUCGGUUUGGCACGAGCUAAGUCUGUUCCUACAAAGACCUACUCCAAUGAAGUGGUGACAUUGUGGUACCGACCACCAGAUGUGCUUCUAGGCUCCACGGAGUACUCGACACCCAUCGAUAUGUGGGGUGUGGGCUGCAUCUUUUAUGAAAUGAUCACUGGCAGACCUCUCUUUCCCGGAUCCACUGUGGAGGAUGAGCUUCACCUCAUAUUCCGCAUCCUCGGUACUCCUACAGAAGAGACAUGGCCUAGUAUCACCACCAGUGAAGAGUUUAAGACGUACAAUUUCCCCAGAUACCACGCGGAACCUCUCGUCAACCAUGCACCCAGGAUAGACAACGAUGGUCACGACUUGCUCUCACUGCUUCUACAGUUUGAGGCUAAGAAGCGGGUAUCAGCUGAGGAUGCUCUCAGACACUCGUAUUUUAAAUGUUUUGGCGAGGAGGUUCAAACACUGGCUGACACUGCAUCCAUCUUCUCUGUAAAAGGCAUUCAGCUCCAGAAAGAUCCAGGGAAGAGAUCCUCAGUCUACCCAGAGUCAACGAUGGCCAAUAAGCUAGGCUCUGCACCCUCGCAGUACUUCCAGAGAGAAGCAGCCAAUCCCAGGGCUCAGAGUCACAAUCUCUCCUCCACUUCCACUGGCUGAGUGGCCCCUACCGUUCUGGUAAAUACGGUCUCUUUCGUUCUGUCUGUUUUCUGUUCCGUCCCCCCUGGCUGUCACCUGGCCUCCUUUCCUCUGUCCAUUUGCUCUUUGUCCCACUUAAUGUAUGGCUCUCGCGGUUGCUGAACCGGACUAAAUGCUGGUACAUUUCACUCCCCUCCUUGCAUUCCCUGAACCAAAACAACACAAAACAAACCCCCCUUUAGUCUUUCUAGUGUUUCUUUGUCUCAAUUUGUGUUGAUCCCUCUCCCUCUCCCUAUUCUUGCCUCUGCCGGCCUUCCCUCACAUUACAAGCCAAGCACUCACCUGCAUCAUCUCAGCUUUCACUUACCUAAUCCUCUUUUUCUCAGAGUGAGCCACUCCCAGCGUUCAUGUCAGGGAUGAAAGGGGAAGCGAUAUAUAUUCAUAAAAGAAAAAUUAUGUAAUCAGAGAACGGUCAUUUGAUUUUUUUCCUUUGCAGUCCUGUUUAGGUUUCUACAGCGAGAGGUGUAGCCUUUUUGUUGAGUCUGUAAGUGAGGUUUGGUGCAGUGUGCGUUUGGUUGGUUGUGUUUUAUAAAUUAAUUUUCUAUCAGCAUGGAUAUGGUUUUUUGUUAAACUGCAGUGUGUUACAGUGACUGGUAAGUAUGAUUAACUUCAGCAACAUGAAAUUACACACAGUAUUACAGGUUACAGGAACUAUAUGAUCCAAUUGUUUUAAGUCUUGGCACUGAUAAUACCACCACUAAACUAUAUGACCAGAAGUAUAUGUCCACUUGUACUUUUCUCGGAAAGUCCUUUCCGUUUCACAAUGUUUUUUUCCACAAAUCCAGAUCCAAGUACUUGACUGGCUUGCACAGAGCCCUGGCCUACUUAUUUGUCAAACUUCUACAAAUUACACUUAAUUAUGCUUUAAUGCUCAACUUGGAAGUAAAACAUUUAUUUGUGUGUGUGUUGUUGGCAUGGAGUGAAAUGUGUGUGUGUGUGUGUGGAGGUGUAUCUAAAAUGAAAUCCAAACCUUUUCUCACAUUUCUCUUUCUCUCUCUGUCUUUCUGUCUCUCAGCCCAGGGGAAGAGCAGGAGGCAGAGUGUGUUGUUUUAGUGCUGGCGGGGGCGCUGAGGUGAGGAGGACAGUGACACGUGGAGCUGUCCUGUCAGACAUACAUUCACUGACCCUGCCACACACACACUGAAGGAGCGACACACACUCUGCCACAUAAACCCACACACACACACACACACACACACACACACACACACACACACACACUGAAGAAGAAAACACACACACAUACAGCAACAUGGAAAAAACACCACACAAAAUUUAGGCUGAAGAAUUUGUACUUGACAAUAAUAAAUUAUACACUGAGCUCAAUGAUAGAAAAAAUUUAAAAUGAGAGAAGAGCGGAAAUGAUGGAAGAAAAGUGGGAGAGUACAAGAUUCUCCUUGCUGCUACUACCGCUGCUGUCCACAAGAGGGCAGCGUUUAAGACGUUGGCUGAAACGGUUUUUGACCAGAACUUGCUGCAUCAGUGAGCUGUGAGGACGAAGGGGUGAGAAGUGGACGUGAUUCAAAGGUGAAGAAAGAGAGUGGAAACUUGUCACUUUCUCUUGCGCUUUUCUUUUUUUGUUCAGACUGUUGUUGUACAUAAAGAGACUGAGAUGUAGAACUCUGCUUUUUCAUAACACGCCUCAGCCUGAAUCCAAACUCUGAAUAUUGCACCUCAACCCUAAACCCUCGCCUAACCUCUUGGCCCUUUAUUACGCGAUCUUUAAAACAACACACAGAAAACACAAUCUCUCUCUCUCUCUCUCUCUCUCUCUCUCUCUCUCUCUCUCUCUCUCUCUCUCUCUCUCUCUCUCUCUCUCUCUCUCUCUCUCUCUCUCUUAAAUACACACACAUAAACACACAUGAACAGACACACACACUUCACUUGAAAGUGAAGAGUGUGUAGAUCCGUGGAGUUUACAGAGAUAAACUUUAGCACCUUAUUGUCCAGUAGAAGUCAGGGUGGCUGUCAUUACGUUACCUCAUCAGUCACUCAAGCAGGAGUAGGAUGUAAAGUACAUACUAGAUAUUAGAAUGAAGAAGAUUUAAAAUAACAAACCAAAAAAGACAAAACAACAACUCACUUACCAUACGUGACAGAUGUAUUGACCUUCACCAAUGGAAUUGGACACUGUACUACACUACAAUUAAAAACACUCACAAACCAGUACAGUAAUUGCAUUUGCCUCAUGCUCACAUGCUGUAAAGAACACUACGCUGCAAGACGCUACUGUUUUUAGUACACAAGGACAACCUGUAAGGACGAGGCGGGGACAAAUCCUCACCUGCUUAUUCUUAGACACCCCCUUUCCUCUUUUGCCUUGACUCAGAAGUAGUCUUGAUUUGUUGUGUGGUGUACAGGUGUUGAUGUUAAAUUGUUCUCUUUGCACCUGAUUUUACCUCUUUAGAUCAUGAGUAGGCCAUUCAAAAAAACCCAAACCUCUCCCGCCCAACUCCACUUGCAUUUAUUUUUACUCUUUAUUUUUCUUUCCUUAAACUGUACAUAUGAUACUUUUUACUUGUCAGAAGCAAUGAUAAUUUCAGGAUGCUGUUCUCAGUCUUUACUGUGUUCCCACCGGAACAAUAUGGCGACUGGCUGGGGACGUGUUGCACAUUCCUUGAGCUCAGGACUUAUUGCUAGUGUCGUUUUGUGGAUGCUGUGAGGUACAGCUGGUCUUGUUUGUCUCCCCAUGUGUGGCAGAGUAUGUCGAACAUGGCCUGAAACCCUUUUACAAAGCUGGUUCAAAGCGUAUGUGAAGGAGUCAUUUCUCAGCAUCAACCUGUCAGUCUUCUGUGUCAUUCAUACUCUGUUACUUUGACCAUGAUAUUGCUGUUCAGUACCAUGUCUUUAGCAUACGUGUCAUCUUCUUCAAGCAUGUUUGUGUAUUAAACACUCAGUUGGUAUGUGAAAUAGCUGCUGCUGGAAGAGGAAUACCUCCAGCUGGUUUAGAUUGUGCAUGGGACAUUGACAUUACAUGAUUUAUUUUUUACACCAACAUUAAACUGUAAUGGCUACUCAAUGAAUCUGGAGACUGUCUUAAAUAAGAUGAAGACAAUGACAACACAGUAUUCAGCAACAAUGGCAAUGUGCUGCCAGCAUUGGGACCAGAUAGUUACUAGUUUGUAUAAGAUCUUUGAGCAUUUAAUAGGACUUGAAGCACUCAGACACACUGUUGUUUCUCGCUGAUAUCGUUACAGGCUGCCAGAAACAACAGGACCAAGGUCAAUCCUCCAAGCGCCAGGAGUUCAAGCACACAACUGUUUCACACACCAAUCAGUUGACUUGUCAACAUGUACUGUAUCUUACGAGAUGGCCUGUGAGUGUAGAUUGGAGUUUCCUGUUCCUCAGGCACUGACCUCGGGUCACUUCUGCCUCUUUUUCUGAAAUGGAUUCACAAAGGGUGAAUUGAUCCCACGUCUUCGCCUGUCAGAAGGACUACCUAUUUACCCAGAGUGUGACAGUGUGUAGCAUGUACAUAGAUGAUCCCUCACUCUGAAUAUAUAAAAGUGUACAGGUUUGAUACAGCUAUUCACACUCUGGAUUUUUUUUUUUUUUUUUGCUUUUCCUUAAUGAAAGUCAUAGCAAUAUUUCUGUAAUCAAUAAAAAGCCACAGUAAUAGGAAGAGUGUGAUUGCAUUUGUUUUCCUUUAGAGAGGGAGAAAUGACUGAAUGAUCAAACUGUGAGACUUGACUUAAGUGAUGAGUGAUUUGCUGUUUAACAUGCUGGAUCCAAAAGGCUGGAGUGAAGUAUCAUGUUGCAAAGGAGUACAACACACUGAUUAUUUAGAUUUGUAUCAAUGAAAGCCAUAAAGGUGACAACGGUCUGUUUGUGUGCGAGGGGUGUGUACCAUGUUUAAGCACAGACCUUAAGAAGCAGAGGGGAUGUGUACACCUAAUAAAAAUCAAUAAAAAUCAUGUAAUUACCUU